GAGUAAUGUACAGGAAAAGGCAGCAGCGAUCUCUGGUCCAUCCUCGUCUGACAGCUGCUUCUUCAAGCCUUUGUUGCCAGGGAUACUUCUCCAUGGAGAUGCACUCCCACAUGUAGGGGCGGGCCUUCAGAGAGAGGAGACCCUCAGGUGUAUGGAGCGGCAAGGACUGAAGAAGGGCAACGCCUAGCUUGGAGAUAAAAGUCAACAGAGAAAAGGAUGGGGUAUGACUUGGAGAGGUUUGUGGGCUACGUGAACGAGGGGCUGCUGUGCUGUGUGUGUCGAGACGUGCUGGAGCGGCCCCUCCAGGCGCCCUGUGAACACGCCUUCUGCAGCGCCUGCAUCAGCAGCUGGCUGCUCCAUCACCACACCUGUCCAGAGGAUAGACAGCCACUGGAUGUGGGCGGUCUCAAACCUCUGUACAGGUACAUGCGUAACGACCUGAGCCGUCUGCAGAUCCGUUGUGUGAAUGCAGGACACGGGUGUGACGCCGUGUGCUCGCUGGAGAGUCUGCAUGCCCACGAGGAUGAGUGCGACUACGCUUUUGUGUCAUGCUCUAACCCCGGUUGUCCCGCCCAGGUAGAGAGGCGUGGGUUGGAGGAGCACCUGUCCGAAUGUAGCUUCUGCAGCAGAGAGUGUCCAUACGGCUGCGGCCACACCCUUCUCUCCACCGAGCAGCCGCAUCACAACUGUGUGGCAGAGUUGCGCACUGAAGUGGAGAUGCUGCGGGUGGAGAUGCUGUGCAAGGUGGAGGAGGUGAGACGGGAGAUGGAGUCUCGGUUGGACUCGCAGAGGAGACACAUGGUGCAGAAAGAGUCGCAGCUGAAGAACGAAGUGGAGGAGGUGAAGGGCCAGUUGUCCCGUGUGAUGGCGGACAUGCGUGCGCUUCUUGGAGCAGAGCGCCUAAGGAGACAGGAGUUGGCAGAGGUGGAGCUGGAGAAGCAGGAAUUGUUGGAGCUUCUCAGGGACCUACACCCUGCCAAGAGUCAGCAGUCUGUGAAACAGGUGGGCAGAGAGAACCUUCAGGAGAGUCCUCAACAGAGCCCUGCAUGGGAAGCCACCUACGAGUCAUUGAGGCACCAGAGAAGGGAGAUUUCCUUCAAUCUUUCCAGUCCAUCACUUCAAUCACCGUUGGAUGCAUCAACUUCUCCUGCUUCGCCUCAGCUGAGCGAUGGAGCGUGCAGGAGUGGAACCAGGAGUGUGACGCUGGACUGCAUCAAGAGGAAGAGUCGGGAGGUCACAGUCAUCUGACAAGACUGCAAUGAAGAUCAGCCAAAUAAUAAGGACACAUUUGAACUUCAAAACCCAAAACCAGUGAAGUUGGCACGUUGUGUAAUUCGUAAAUAAAAACAGAAUACAAUGACUUGCAAAUCCUUUUCAACUUAUAUUCAAUUGAAUAGACUGCAAAGACAAGAUAUUUAAUGUUCGAACUGAGAAACUUAAUUUUUUUUGGCAAAUAAUCGGUAACUCAGAAUUUAAUGGCAGCAACACAAAAAUUGGCACAGGGGCAUUUUUACCUGGGUUACAUGGCCUUUCCUUUUAACAACACUCAGUAAACGUUUGGGAACUGAGGAGACACAUUUUUUAAGCUUCUCAGGUGGAAUUAUUUCCCAUUCUUGCUUGAUGUACAUCUUAAGUUGUUCAACAGUCCAGAGUCUCCGUUGUGGUAUUUUGUCAAUGGGAGACAGGUCUGGACUACAGACAGGCGAGUCUAGUACCCGCACUCUUUUACUAUGAAGCCACGCUGUUGUAACACGUGGCUUGGCUUGCUGAAAUAAGCAGGGGCGUCCAUGAAAAAGACAUUGCUUGGAUGGCAACAUAUGUUGCUCCAAAACCUGUAUGGGGAACAAAGUGGUGACCCUCGCCCCAUCCUUGUUUAUGAAUGACUGAGCAUUUCAUAGACACUGCUUUUAUACCCACUCAUGGCAUCCACCUGUUCCCAAUUAGCCUGUUCACCUGUGUGAUGUUCCAAAUAAGUGUUUGAUGAGCAUUCCUCAACUUCCUCAGUCUUUUUUGCCACUUGUGCCAGCUUUUUUGAAACAUGUUGCAGGCAUCAAAUUCCAAAUGAACUAAUAUUUAUAAAAAAUUAAGUUUUCCAGUUCGAACGUUGAAUAUCUUGUCUUGGCAGUCUAUUCA
Messenger RNA from Entelurus aequoreus (snake pipefish), 2133 nucleotides. It is a transcript of the gene rnf41l, whose product is annotated as ring finger protein 41, like. NCBI's taxonomy places the organism in Eukaryota, Metazoa, Chordata, Actinopteri, Syngnathiformes, Syngnathidae. The transcript has 7 exons. Gene Ontology annotation, molecular function: zinc ion binding. The record is from RefSeq and is a predicted model, not a curated record. The coding region runs from base 217 to 1248 and encodes 343 amino acids.